Molecule: messenger RNA, 1742 nt
Organism: Cucurbita moschata (crookneck pumpkin)
Lineage: Eukaryota; Viridiplantae; Streptophyta; Magnoliopsida; Cucurbitales; Cucurbitaceae
Product: DEAD-box ATP-dependent RNA helicase 10-like
Exons: 14
Coding region: 206-1546 (446 amino acids)
Molecular function (GO): nucleic acid binding; RNA helicase activity; ATP binding
Source: RefSeq, a predicted model, not a curated record
ACUUGAGAAAAACAAAACUGAAAUAGCCCUAACUACUCCACGCACUUGAAGCCGACUCCUCCUCCGUCUCAGCAGCGCCGCUGCCUCUCUCCCGUUCAGCCUCCGACGUCAUCUUUCUUCCGUUCGUGUCGCCGCCGCAGCCUCCUCCCCCCACGGAGAUUGCGCUGAUUUUCUACUCCUUUUUGUUACAGAUUUAACAGUGGCAAUGGAGCAAGACAAUGAAGAAGAAGUGAAGACGUUUAAGGACUUGGGGAUAUGUGAGCAAUUGGUUGAGGCAUGUGAUAGUUUAGGCUGGAAAAAUCCAUCCAAGAUUCAGGCUGAGGCCAUUCCUCAUGCGCUAGAAGGAAAGGAUUUAAUUGGACUUGCACAGACUGGUUCUGGAAAAACUGGAGCUUUUGCUCUUCCCAUUUUGCAAGCCCUUUUGGAGGCUCCUCAAGCUUUUUUUGCAUGUGUACUUUCUCCCACAAGGGAGCUUGCAAUUCAGAUUGCUGAGCAAUUUGAAGCUUUAGGGUCUGGCAUUGGUAUUAAGUGUGCAGUGCUUGUUGGAGGUGUAGACAUGGUGCAGCAAGCAAUUAACUUGGCAAAACGGCCACAUAUUGUCGUUGGGACACCUGGGCGCCUUGUGGACCAUCUAUCCAAUACAAAAGGUUUUUCCCUCCGCACAUUGAAAUAUUUGGUCCUUGAUGAGGCAGACAGGUUAUUGAAUGAAGACUUCCAAAAGUCAAUAGAUGAAAUUUUAGAUGAAAUUCCUCGUGAGAGGAGAACGUAUCUAUUUUCUGCUACUAUGACUAAAAAGGUUCGGAAACUUCAAAGGGCCUGCUUAAGGAAUCCUGUUAAGAUUGAAGCGGCCAGCAAAUAUUCCACAGUAGACACACUGAAGCAAGAGUAUUGUUUUAUCCCUGCGAAAUAUAAGGAAUGUUAUCUUGUCUAUAUCUUAACUGAGAUGUCUGGUUCUACAUCAAUGGUCUUCACUCGCACCUGUGAUGCUACUCGCCUUCUAUCAUUGAUUCUUCGAAAUCUUGGAUUAAGAGCCAUCCCCAUAAGUGGUCAGAUGACCCAGGCAAAGAGACUAGGAGCCUUAAAUAAGUUCAAGGCUGGAGAGUGCAACGUUCUUAUCUGCACUGAUGUCGCCAGCAGAGGACUUGAUAUUCCAUCUGUGGAUAUGGUCAUAAAUUAUGAUAUUCCUUCAAAUUCCAAGGAUUACAUACAUAGAGUGGGAAGAACUGCUCGUGCAGGUCGUUCUGGGGUUGCCAUUUCGUUAGUUAACCAGUAUGAGUUAGAGUGGUACAUACAGAUAGAGAAGCUCAUAGGGAAAAAACUACCACAGUUUUCGGCACAGGAAGAGGAAGUUUUGAUGUUGUUCGAUCGUGUGGCCGAGGCGAAGAGAAUAUCUAUUAUGAAAAUCAAAGAAAGUGGUGGCAAAAAGAGAAGGAGAGGUGGAGGAGAUGACGAUGACAACGACGACAAUGACGUUGAAAAGUAUCUACGUCUCAAGAGUGGAAAGAACGGGAAGAUGUCGAAGAAGUUUAAUAAAAAACGAGUCUAAAUUAUGUUUAUUUAUAUUUUGAUCAAAUUUUGGUGUAGGCGUAGAGUGUAAGCUAAAGCAAAUAUGGUGUGUUCUAACUCGAUUACAGAUCAUCAAGGAAUGAAAAAUUUUGACCGUUUCUUUUAUUGAAAUUACUUGUAAUAGAUAGUGUAAAUUCAUGUGAUGUAUUAUCAUACUUUUUUGUUUUGCUUCACUU